Messenger RNA from Schistosoma turkestanicum, 387 nucleotides. Lineage: Eukaryota; Metazoa; Platyhelminthes; Trematoda; Strigeidida; Schistosomatidae. The record is from the annotation of a GenBank genome assembly.
AUGAUAACAGGUGCAUUCAUUGCAAUGUCAGAAGUGAAUCAAACUAGCCUCUGUGACAAGACAACACCAUGCAUAUUCAACUCAGAUGUUUGGACUAAGCCGCGUGGCGAAUUUGGUGUCGUUCUAAUAUGUAUCGCUGUAAUGUUGGCAAUCAUCAUUAUACUCACCAAAGCAUUGAAUACCGCAUCUACAAGGAAUACCAUCAUCAUGAUUAUAACCUUGAUUAUGAUGACCAUCGGUGUUGUAUUACUUGCUCCAUUUGGAACAAGAAUAAGUGUGAAAUUCUACUUCCUCUUUCGUCGAUCAUCGGUUGGGACGAUCACAUGUUUAUUAUUGCAUUCGCAAUUACUUCAGCUAUUUGUUGGGGCGAGGCGAUGUUUAUCGUGA